AUGCCGCGCGUCAAUCGACCAAGACGUGCAGCAGCUAACCGAGGGGAUGACUUAAACCUCCGCCUCGCGACGCCACCCCCACACCGCGACGGUGCGGCUCGGGUGGAGAUUGACCUGCACUUCCAUCGGCUCGUGUAUGAUGCGGUCAGGUCUAUACCGGAGGGAAGGGUGAGCGGCUCUUGAUCUUUUUACCAUCUCUCUACUACGACGAUAGCUGACUUGCUCCGCGUCCAACACAGGUCAGUUCCUACGGUCGGAUCGCGACCCUGAUCGGCCACCCCAAACAUUCCCGCCACGUAGGCGCAACACUCAAGCUCCUUCCCCGUAACCUGUCCUCCCCUCAUCUCCCACAACGAACUCCCCCACUCGACGCCGACGCCGACGCCGACGCCGUCGCCGUCGCCGUCGCCGAUCCCGAUGCCCCCCUCGCCGAACCCGACCCGAACCCAGAUUUCGUCCCCUGGCAUCGAGUCGUCAGUUCGAACGGUCAAAUCUCCCCCCGGAUGAACGACGUCUCCGUUGCGCGUCAAGCGGAAUGGCUCAUAGCCGAAGGGGUCCAAGUCGACGAUAUCCCCGACCAGCCUCCACAGCAUAGAGCUCCUGCGGCUCGGGGAGGCGAGGCCCAUGAUGGCUGGGGUUUUCGAGGUGCCAAUUCGGGGGGGAGGGUCAGGAUGAGUUUGUAUGCGUGGCCAUGA
Messenger RNA from Microbotryum saponariae, 695 nucleotides. Lineage: Eukaryota; Fungi; Basidiomycota; Microbotryomycetes; Microbotryales; Microbotryaceae. The record is from the annotation of a GenBank genome assembly.